Molecule: messenger RNA, 2349 nt
Organism: Paramuricea clavata
Lineage: Eukaryota; Metazoa; Cnidaria; Anthozoa; Malacalcyonacea; Plexauridae
Source: the annotation of a GenBank genome assembly
AUGAACAUUGACAUGCUUCAAGCUGAAAAUAGUUUAACAAAACAAUACCAAUGCAUCUUGGAUGUUUUUGGUCUUCAUCAAGUUAUAGAAAAACCCACACGUGUUACGAAAUCCUCUAAAACAUUGAUAGACCAUCUUAUUACUAACUUCCCACAAAGGAUUGCUGACACUGGCAUUAUUCCCUGCUCAAUUGUCAGCGAUCAUGAUGGCAUUUACGCAAAUAUUAAUGUACGAGUCCCCAGGUUUGAAGCACGGCACAAAUAUAUCGGGAUAUUAAGUCUCUAAAUGAAGGUUUAUUUAUUUAGGAUUUCUCCACUUUACCUUUCUCUGUCAUAGCUUAUUCUGAUGACCCAGACGAACAACUAGAAUCCCUAAACUCCCUGUUCGUUGAGUGUUUAGAAAGGCAUGCACCCUUGAGAAGAGUCUGAGUGACGCGUCCCCCGGCUCCAUGGAUGAAGUCUGCCAAUAUCCAAACUCUUCAAAAAGAAAGAGAUCAUUUAAGACAAAGCUCAUAAAAGCGACGCUGAUAACGGUGUAUGGACCGCUUUUCGACUUGUUAGAAACAACUUAAUGUCUGCAAUAAGAUCAGCACAGAAGGCAUUCAUCGAAAAAGCGCUGUCUUCUAACAAAUCACGCGAUAUAUGGAGAGUUAUCCACAGGAUUCUGAAGCCAAAUCCGAAGCCUCUUCGCGUAGACUCUGACGAACUAAAUACCCAUUGCCACCACGGCAGAGAGAACACUCGAGGCCUCUGCUGUGUCUCAGUUGAGUGACCUGACAAGCCUAACAGACAAUCUGCCUGAACAGAGGAUGUCUUCAAAUGUAUACGUGCAUUACGCUCAAAUUGUUCCACUGGUGUUGAUAAUAUUCCAGCCAGAUUCGUCAAGUUGGUCGCUGAUCAUCUUGCCUGUCCUCUAACUAGCAUAAUAAACAAAUGCAUUAGCAACGCAUAUUUCCAAAAGCUGUGGAAAAUAGCCAGAGUCUCCCCAAUUCCUAAAGUAGAAAACCCAACAUCCAAUGACCAGCUACGGACAAUCUCAAUACUCCCAGUGUUAUCAAAGGUGUUUGAGAAAUUGGUUGCUGGACAAAUGUCAGAAUUCGCAGAGAGAGCUGCGCUGCUACCUGAUCGCAUUUCAGGUUUCCGAAAGGGACAUUCGACAACAAGCGUCCUUUUGGGGAUACGAGACGAUAUCCGUCAUGCUAUGAAAAAAGGGGAAAUUACCUUGAUGGUCCUAGCAGACUUUAGCAAAGCAUUUGACACUAUUUGUUUUAAAAGCACCAUUGAAAAGUUUUAUAAGUUGGGCUUCUCAAAGACCUUCCUGAAGUGGUGGCUGAGCUAUUUAUCUGGUCGUUCCCAGUUUGUGCAGAUAGACGAUAAAUCUUCUUCUCGUAAACCAAUACAUUUUGGAAUUCCUCAAGGAUCGAUCCUGGGGCCAUUGAUUUUUAACCUCUACGUUGCUGACUUGAAUGACGUCAUUUCUUCUCAUACCAACUGUUAUCAGUAUGCAGACGAUACAACCUUGUAUAAUCAUUGCAAAGUGGCAGACCUCACGACUGGGGAAACGAGCAUGAAUAAAACCCUCACUAAACUUAGCAAUUGGUCACAAGGAUCGAAUCUGGCACUUAAUCCAACCAAGACAAAAUGUAUGCUGUUCACUACCAGUCAGAUGUCAACAUACCACUCCCUGUCAUCGCGCCCUCUGCAGCUUGCUGUUGAAGGGAAAGUACUGGAACGAGUAAAAUCAACGAAACUACUCGGAGUACACCUAAAAGAGAAUCUAAAAUGGGACGCCCAUGUGAAACAUCUUGCCUCGACGUGCUAUGGCACCCUAGCAAAUCUCAGAAAAAUUAAGAACUUUACAACUUUCACCCUGAGAAAGCAUCUGGCUGAAAGCUUAAUUAUUUCUCGUUUAGACUUUAGUGACAUAGUAUUCUAUCCACUAACCGAACAUCUACUCAAUAGACUACAGCGAAUACAGUACUCAGCUGCUAGUUUUGUGACUGGACGUUAUGUAAAUAGUAUUGAAUCGAUUUUAAAAUUGGGUUGGUUACCCAUGCGAGAACGAAGGGACUGGCAUAUUCUUAAAGCCGCACAUAAGGCGUUAUAUAGUAGCGAUUGGCCUCUCUAUGUUAGCCUUGAAAGGUCUGAACACACACGUGUUUUACGGUCUAAUGCUCAAGUCAAUUUAGUUAUACCUUUAGUUUCUAAUACCUUUCAAGAUUGUUCAGCUUCAUUAUUGAAUUCUCUACCAGUUGAUAUAAAAUCAUGCACAGAUCAUAGAGGCUUCUCCAGACAAACUUUUAAUAUUUUAAAGCAACGCUGUCUCACACUAUUUAAUUGUAAUGCUUAG